GUGGUGUCAAAGCUGCAGCGUGGGAGCAAAUUGAAAGACGUGAGAGCUGCAACAUGACUGCACAGUAGCGGCAAAUUGACAACAGCAUGAAGCUGCACAUGGGCUGCAAAAUGGCAACAAAUCUUUUGAAUGUAAUCUUGUUUUAAAUGUUUGAUAGAUUUUCUUGGAUUAGGAGAGAGUAUGUGAAGCUGUGAAGUUGAAGGUUAACUUAAUGUCCUUCAAUCUUCUUGAGGCAGAAGAUCUGCAAGAAGCAAGAUCAAAAAAUGCUAGUUUGAUGAUGAUUUAUGUUGCUGGUAUGGGUGGUGUUUUAUGCUACAGCAUUAGUCCAAAAAGGCAAGGAUGGCUUGUGAAG
Rubroshorea leprosula is the source of this 352-nucleotide messenger RNA. The record is from the annotation of a GenBank genome assembly. NCBI's taxonomy places the organism in Eukaryota, Viridiplantae, Streptophyta, Magnoliopsida, Malvales, Dipterocarpaceae.